This is a messenger RNA of Nicotiana attenuata, 600 nucleotides long. RefSeq lists its product as uncharacterized. Bases 1 to 600 code for a protein of 199 amino acids. The transcript has a single exon. Lineage: Eukaryota; Viridiplantae; Streptophyta; Magnoliopsida; Solanales; Solanaceae. The record is from RefSeq and is a predicted model, not a curated record.
AUGGCGGUUGAAGAUGAUCAAAUCAACAAUACUACUCCUACGCACACUCCCACGACCUCAGCAAAUGGCAAUUUUGUGACAAGCACCUCCUUCCCUACCAUUGAUCAUAAUCAUCCUUUGUAUCUACAGCCAACCGACACACCAAGUAGUUCUCUGAUUUCUCUUCAACUUACUGGAUCUGAUAACUACACUUUGUGGAGUCGCGCAAUGAGAAUUGGCUUGUUAUGUAAGAGUAAAUUAGGAUUUGUCGAUGGUAGGUUUCCUACAUUUAGGUUUGAGCCUGAACUUUAUGAUCUGUCGGAGAAGGUGAAUGCUAUUGUUUUGUCAUGGAUAACGAAUGUUGUGAGGCCGGUUUUGCUAACUAGUGUCCUAUAUGUAUCUAGUGCUCAUAAAGUUUGGGAAGAUCUAAAAGAGAGAUUUGAUAAAGUAAACGGUUCCAGAAUUCUGUACCUACACAGGGAGGUUCACACUUUGACUCAAGGAGUUAUGACUGUAACUGAUUAUUUCUCCAAACUAAGAGAGGUUUGGGAUGAGUUUGAGUUUGAUGCCCUUAUGCCAUGUCCUGGGUGUCCCUGUCCCAAGUCAAAGAAGUUUGCCUAA